Messenger RNA from Fusarium vanettenii 77-13-4, 2385 nucleotides. RefSeq lists its product as uncharacterized. Lineage: Eukaryota; Fungi; Ascomycota; Sordariomycetes; Hypocreales; Nectriaceae. The record is from RefSeq and is a predicted model, not a curated record. The coding region runs from base 1 to 2385 and encodes 794 amino acids. The transcript has 3 exons.
AUGGCGUCAACCACCGAAUCUCAGGAGGCCUGGUUCCUCAAGUCGUCGUACCCUGUCCUCUUUCCCUUCCACGAGUCCUUGAAGAAGCCCCAGGCAGAGUUCGAGAACUUCCUCCGGGAGGAGCUUCGUCGUCGCCAUGACGAGACCCCAGUGGAUCUUGGUACUGGUCAGGAUCAGGCCAUGACCGAUGCUGGCGAGUCAGAGACAUUCACUCUUGUCUCCAACAGCACGACAGGCGAGAUCCGGAAAGGCAUUGAUGCCAUGGAUUCUAAUCCCUUUAUGGAAGGCCUGGUGAGCUACGGCAAGGAAGAGCAGGAGCCUCCUCGAAACCUUGAGAACAUGAUGCAUACCGAAAACAGCGAUCUUGCAUACCGCUCCACCAAGGAUGCCCUCGUGGACCUCUUUCAGGAACUCGAGGAGGUCGUGUCUGGGCCACGUCUGGCGGAACUGCUCCCAGCCGCCUGGAAGGCGGACCCUCUAGAUACCCUCAAAAUCAUCUUCAAUGCCCGUUCCAUCCACUUGGGAAAAAGCUCAAGAGUCAGCUUUUACCGCUGCGCUGGGUGGCUAGCACAGAACCAUCCCGCAACCCUCGUCGCCAAUCUCCAGUGGUUGAGCCGCCCAGUCAUCGAAAAGAAGGCCAAGAAGGAGAGCGAAGACGACGCGGUGAUUGUCGACGUGAAGGACGAGGACGACCCCACAAAGUACGAUGUCAAGCACGGGGUGGCCCAUGGCUACUGGAAGGAUCUCCCCAACAUCCUUGCCCUGGCAGUCAACAAGAAGCUCGACGGGCUCUCGGAUCCUAAGAGCGUUCUCAACAGCAAGAAUCCUGGUAUUAUCCGAGGGAAGAGCAUCACAAAGACUCGCGGUCGUGGAGAGUUCAGACGGCAAACCAGAGACAACCGCUACGAGGCGGCAGUCAAGGCCUUCAACACGGAUCCAGUGUAUCGUGCCCUGCACUUGACCAUCGCCCGACUGUUUGCAGAGCAGCUGGAAAAGGACCUUUGCAUACUCCGAGGAGUUGAUGCAAAGGCAAAGCGCACCAUCUCGCUGUGUGGCAAGUGGGCUCCUUCGCACGACCACUUUCACGACAGGCACACCUUCAUUAUCAGCACCAUUGCCGAGAUUCUGUAUCCACGAGACUCUAUCCAGGACAACCGUCUUUCGCCAACGGACGACCGAGAGACGUACCUUCGAUUCGCACGCGAAGAGUACCGCAAGGACACAUCUGCUCUUCGGAAGCAUCUUGAGGUUGUCGAACGUGACAUUACACUCCAAAAGUUUGACAACAUCAAGUACGAUCGGGUCCCUUCUCUUGCCAUGAGUCAAUACUCGAAGCUUUUCAUCGAGAAGGAUAUGGACCAUUUUGGUGCAUAUAUCGACAAGGUCGCCGAAGGAAAGGCCAACAUCUCUGGAGCAACCCUGCUGCCGUCUACCUUGAUUCAAAAGGUGCGAGGGGGAAACUCGGGCAGCGGGAAUAACAGUGCACGCGAUCUUGUUGACCGAAAGGUCCAUGAGAUCGAGGCCAAGGUUGUUGAUGGGCAGUGGAAGACGCUGGUACAACGCAUCAAAGACUCGGGCACUCUCGAGUCUUGCAUCGCCGUCUGCGAUGUGUCUGGAAGUAUGACAUAUCCCAACUUCCCCGACAACACUACCCCGAUGGACUCGGCUAUUGGUCUGUCCCUUCUGAUUGCAGAGGUUGCGAAGCCUCCGUUCUCAGGGGCAUUCAUCACAUUCAGCGCCAGCCCCACCGUCGAACAAGUCGACCUCACCAAGCCUUUGGGAGACAAGUACCGGAACAUGCUGUCUUCGCAAUGGGGCAUGAACACAAACUUUGUGGCAGUUUUCGAAGAUCUCAUUCUCCCCAUGGCGAUCAGGAACAACCUGAAGCAGGAGGACAUGGUGAAACGUGUCUUUGUCUUCAGUGACAUGCAGUUUGAUGCCGCCUGUGGUAACGAGUCUUAUAGCUGGGAUGAGCAGCCGAAGAAGCCCGCUGAAUGGACCACGUCAUUUGAGCGAAUCAAGAGCAAGUACCAAGAUGCCGGUUACGAGAUGCCAGAACUGGUGUUCUGGAACCUGGCUGGGGGACGAGCGGGCUACUCGGGUGGAAUGGGAGACACCACGGCGCCCAAGCCCGUUACUGCAGAGGAGGAGGGAACUUGCCUCGUCAGUGGUUACUCGCAGGGAAUGCUCAAGGUGUUCCUGGAUGGAGGUGGUUUUGAGGAGCCAGAGGAGGACGAUGAGGAAGAGGAAGUGGUUGUGGACAAGGACGAGGAUGGCAAUGCCACAGAGAAGCCAACCAAGAAGAAGGCCAAGAUGGACCCUCUCAAGGUGGUGAAGAAGGCGAUCAGCCAUAAGGCGUAUGACAUGUUGAAGGUGGUGGACUGA